This is a messenger RNA of Rattus norvegicus (Norway rat), 1460 nucleotides long. It is a transcript of the gene Gda, whose product is annotated as guanine deaminase. The record is from RefSeq and is marked provisional. Gene Ontology annotation, biological process: guanine catabolic process. Gene Ontology annotation, molecular function: hydrolase activity; zinc ion binding; hydrolase activity, acting on carbon-nitrogen (but not peptide) bonds. The transcript has 14 exons. NCBI's taxonomy places the organism in Eukaryota, Metazoa, Chordata, Mammalia, Rodentia, Muridae. Bases 47 to 1411 code for a protein of 454 amino acids.
GGUGCACCCUCUUUGGUCAGUGAACUUGCGCUGCCCCGCUGCUGCCAUGUGUGCGGCUCGGACGCCGCAGCUGGCGCUCAUCUUCCGAGGGACUUUCGUCCACUCCACCUGGACCUGCCCCAUGGAGGUGCUUCGCGAUCACCUUCUUGGCGUGAGCGACAGCGGCAAAAUAGUGUUUCUAGAAGAAUCAUCUCAGCAAGAAAAGCUGGCCAAAGAAUGGUGCUUCAAACCGUGUGAGAUCAGAGAGCUGAGCCACCAUGAGUUCUUCAUGCCAGGCCUUGUUGAUACACACAUCCAUGCCCCUCAGUAUGCCUUUGCUGGAAGCAACGUCGACCUGCCACUUUUGGAUUGGCUGAACAAGUAUACAUUUCCUACAGAAAAAAGGUUCCAGAGCACCGAUGUGGCUGAAGAAGUCUACACUAGAGUCGUUAGGAGAACACUAAAGAACGGCACCACCACGGCAUGCUACUUUGGAACAAUUCACACUGACUCAUCCCUGAUCCUUGCGGAAAUUACAGAUAAAUUUGGGCAGCGAGCAUUUGUGGGCAAAGUAUGCAUGGAUUUAAAUAACACUGUUCCAGAAUACAAGGAGACCACCGAGGAGUCAGUCAAGGAGACAGAGAGAUUUGUGUCAGAAAUGCUUCAAAAGAAUUAUUCAAGGGUGAAACCCAUAGUGACCCCGCGAUUUUCUCUUUCUUGCACGGAGACUCUGAUGAGUGAACUUGGCAACAUCGCCAAGACUCAUGAUCUGUACAUCCAGAGCCAUAUAAGUGAAAAUCGUGAAGAAAUUGAAGCUGUGAAAAGCUUAUACCCUGGCUACAAAAACUACACAGAUGUCUAUGAUAAAAACAAUCUUCUGACAAACAAAACAGUGAUGGCUCAUGGCUGCUACCUUUCUGAAGAAGAGCUGAACGUCUUCAGUGAACGAGGAGCAUCCAUUGCACAUUGUCCCAACUCUAAUCUGUCGCUGAGCAGUGGCUUACUGAACGUGCUCGAUGUCCUGAAGCAUAAAGUGAAGAUAGGGCUUGGGACAGAUGUGGCUGGUGGUUACUCCUAUUCCAUGCUUGACGCCAUCCGAAGAGCAGUGAUGGUUUCCAACGUCCUCUUAAUUAAUAAGGUGAAUGAGAAAAGCCUCACCCUCAAAGAAGUCUUCAGACUAGCCACUCUUGGAGGAAGCCAAGCCCUGGGGCUUGAUCGUGAAAUUGGAAACUUUGAGGUCGGCAAGGAUUUUGAUGCCCUCUUGAUCAACCCCAGAGCAUCGGACUCUCCCAUUGAUCUGUUUUGUGGGGAUUUCGUUGGUGAUAUUUCUGAGGCUGUUAUCCAGAAGUUCCUCUAUCUAGGAGAUGACCGAAACAUUGAGGAGGUUUAUGUGGGUGGAAAGCAGGUCGUUCCAUUCUCCAGCUCCGUGUAAGGCCCUUGGACAUCCAUGACGCUCUCCUGGGAGGACAUGAGUCUGCUAU